Messenger RNA from Anastrepha obliqua, 1870 nucleotides. RefSeq names its product serine hydroxymethyltransferase (gene Shmt). The transcript has 3 exons. Gene Ontology annotation, biological process: L-serine catabolic process; protein homotetramerization; folic acid metabolic process. Gene Ontology annotation, cellular component: cytosol; cytoplasm; nucleus. The coding region runs from base 162 to 1775 and encodes 537 amino acids. NCBI's taxonomy places the organism in Eukaryota, Metazoa, Arthropoda, Insecta, Diptera, Tephritidae. Gene Ontology annotation, molecular function: cobalt ion binding; mRNA 5'-UTR binding; pyridoxal phosphate binding. The record is from RefSeq and is a predicted model, not a curated record.
AGAUAGUAUUAUCGCUUCAGUCAAGUCAAAGGUUAUCAGUGUCUUGGUCAAUCAAUGAAUAUUAACUAACAUUUAUUUAGUCAGUAUUGAGAAAACAAACAACCAAAAUACACGCCUUUCAAAGUGAAUAAAUAUCGAAAUUGUUUAGCUUUAGAUAAAAAAUGCAAGUACACAAUAAUUUGCGCCGUGCCAUCUGCAUACUCGGUUCGCGAACUCAGUUAUCUAACGCCGUCAAUAAAAUGAUCAAUCAGCGACCCGGUAUUCAAGCUUUAUUUGUAGCUAUUCGCCUACGAUCACAUUUUUCAGCGGCUGGUAAAUUAUAUGACAUUAAGUCUGGAUUUAAAAGUUUUGUGGCGAAUUAUUCAACGAAUAUGCCUGGAAAUCUAAAACUAUUAAGUGAUGGCAUUCGCGAAAGUGAUCCUGAGUUGUACGCCAUCAUAAAGGAAGAGAAGAAACGACAGUCUGUGGGUUUAGAAAUGAUUGCCAGCGAAAAUUUCACAUCGGUUUCGGUGCUAGAAUGCUUGAGUUCGUGCCUGCACAAUAAGUAUUCGGAGGGUAUGCCCGGUAAGCGUUACUACGGGGGCAAUGAAUUCAUUGACGAAAUAGAGCGCCUUGCACAAAAGCGUACCCUCGAAGUAUUCCGUCUUAAUCCCGAAGAAUGGGGUGUAAACGUUCAGCCCUACUCGGGUUCCCCUGCCAACUUUGCAGUGUACACCGGACUUUGCCAACCGCAUGAUCGUAUUAUGGGUUUGGAUUUGCCUGAUGGUGGCCAUUUAACACACGGAUUUAUGACAGCUAAAAAGCGUAUUUCUGCCACAUCCAUAUUCUUCGAGAGUAUGCCCUAUAAGGUGGAUCCACAGUCAGGUUUAAUCGAUUAUGAUCACCUGGAGGCGAAUGCUGAGCUCUUCCGGCCACGCGUAAUCAUAGCUGGAAUUUCAUGUUAUUCCCGUUGUCUUGAUUAUGGUCGUUUUCGUAAGAUCUGUGAUCAAAAUGAUUCUUAUCUUUUUGCUGAUAUGGCGCAUGUUGCUGGCCUGGUUGCAGCCGGUUUAAUUCCAUCGCCAUUUGAAUACGCUGAUGUGGUGAGCACUACGACACACAAAACAUUGCGUGGUCCACGUGCUGGCGUAAUUUUCUAUCGCAAGGGUGUACGCAAGGUGCUACCCAAUGGCGAAAAAGUGUUAUACGAUUUGGAAGAUCGCAUAAACGCAGCAGUAUUCCCAGGUCUACAGGGAGGUCCACAUAAUAACACUAUUGCUGGUAUUGCCACCGCCAUGAAACAGGCGCAGACAAAAGAAUUUGUUGACUAUCAAAAGCAGGUUAUCGCCAAUGCGAGUCGUCUUUGCGAUGGUUUAAUAAAGCGUGGUUACAAUGUUGCCACAGGCGGUACUGAUGUGCAUUUGAUACUGCUGGAUUUACGCAACAUCGGUUUGACCGGUGGGAAAGGCGAAUAUAUACUAGAAGAAGUGAAUAUUGCCUGCAAUAAGAAUACUGUACCAGGCGAUAAGUCUGCCUUGAAUCCAUCUGGCAUUCGACUUGGUACACCGGCUUUAACUACUCGUGGAUUAGUAGAGUCUGAUAUUGAUGUUGUCGUGGAUUUCAUUGAUCGUGCACUGAAAAUUUGUAUUGUAGCUACUAAAAUAUCCGGUCCGAAAUUGGUGGACUUCAAAGAAGUCUUAAAGUCUAACAAAGAAAUUGCAGAACAAUUGAGCGAAUUACGUAGUAACAUUGAAAAGUUUAGUGCGAAAUUUCCACUUCCGGGUCUUGAAGACUUUUAACUACUACGAUGAUGUACAUUAAAAAAGCUGCUAAAAAAACAACAACAAUAAAGAAGGUAGUUCCAUCGUCAGUACUCGCCUGAUAUUUAAAUAUA